This is a messenger RNA of Symbiodinium necroappetens, 2285 nucleotides long. The record is from the annotation of a GenBank genome assembly. NCBI's taxonomy places the organism in Eukaryota, Dinophyceae, Suessiales, Symbiodiniaceae.
AUGGACGGACCUCCUGUGGAAGGCGGCGAGCCUGAGGAACGUGUUUUUCGUCAUGAGGAUGUUUCCGUUCAAGAAGUGCCCGAGGAGGCAAGGCAUCGUCAGGAGGUGAAGAUUGACGAGACGAUGGAUGAGCCCUGCUACGAGACACCAGUGUCACAGAUAGCUCAACAGGAUGAGGGACAGCACGGAAGCCAGGGAAGCCAUGUUGAUCAGGCGCGUUCGGCCGGAUCAACCGCUGGCGGGCAGCGACCUGUACCUGUUGAGCUGGACGUGACGAGUUUGCAAACCGCUGCGGAAGGUGGGCGUGCGGAAAGGGCAAGACAGGUUUCUCCAGAGCAGAGGAAGGAGGAUGUCAGCCAGAUAUCGCGUUCGCUGCAGUAUAUGACGGGUUUGCUUACCAACUUGGUGACUCGGGUGGACCGAGUAGAGCAGCGUCAAUCGACGAGUGGUUCGGUGGCGCCUCAAAGCACGGAUGAGGGCUCUCAACUUACUCCGUCCGUAGCCACGCCGGGUGUGCACCCCAGCUGGGACGAGGUGGAUCGUCUUGGGGGACAAGUUUCUGCGCUGGCUUUGGGAAGUGGUGUGCCGCUUGGCGGUAUGGAGCCGCCCCCUGGAAUGGAGUGGAGACCUUUGGCGCCUGUGUCAAGAAUGCUGGAAGGGACUUUCAGCAGCGAUAGCAGCACUACGGCUCGGCGUCGAAUGGAAGAAGCUCUACGACUGGCCUCAGCCGAUGGAAGUGGAGAGGUUGCCUUCAAGAGAGCAGGAGGUGAUGGGGUCGUCCAGUAUGUCCCGGCCCUACCCAGCAUCGGAGCUCUCGAGUAUGUCAAGGCCUCAACCGUCAAUGGAGCUUUCGGGUAUGUCAAGGUCUCAACCGUUGAUAGAGCUUUCGGGGAUGUCCAGACCUCAGCAGUCAAUGGAGCUUUCAAGUAUGUCAAGGUCUCAACAGUCAAUGGAGCUUUCGGGUAUGUCCAGGCCUCAGCGGACAAUGGAGCAGUCAAGCGUGUCCGAAACUCAACAGGCAUCGGAGCUUUCCAGUAUACCCAGACCUCAACAGGCAUCGGAGCUUUCCAGUAUACCCAGACCUCAGCAGGCAUCGGAGCUUUCCAGUAUACCCAGACCUCAGCAGGCAUCGGAGCUUUCCAGUAUACCCAGACCUCAGCAGGCAACGGAGCUGUCCAGUAUACCCAGACCUCAGCAGGCAUCGGAGCUUCAAAGUAUGUCGGCGGACCAAACGUGUCCCGCGGAGGUGGGGGUUUGGUGAUUGGUGCUCCUCCAGUGGGUUUGGUUAUGGUGGAUGGAGUGUGGCGCGAAUACCGCAUGGUGCGAGGGCAAAUGGUGGUGCAGCCAGUUUACGAUAGUGGGGUUGGAGGAACGCCGAUUCCUCCGCCUCCUCCUUCUACGCCUUUGACGAGCUCUACGGUGUCUGGAGGUGGGAAUAUGAGUGAUGACGUGGAGGAGCCAUCGAAGUUGGUUACACGUCUUCCUUCGCUACCCUCGGCAAAAGGGGGUGAUGCUGCGGUGGUGGCCGGUGACUGGUUGGCUCAACUGGAGCCGAGCAUGAGUUCGUUGUCAUCAACGGCGGCAACUUGGUGGUCGUCUCUGAUGGAGCGGGUCAAGGAUUUGUAUGGGCUUUGGCUGGAAAGCGCCCCAGUGGCGCGGCUGACGAUCCGUCAGCAGGUGUUGACACGGCGUCCACCGCCUGAUCGGCAUCAUCGCGUGGAGCAGCGGGCGGCUAUGCUUUUGCUGGACGCGCUUCCGGAGGAGUUGCGUCAUGAGGCGGUGAGUGCUCGAGCUGUCACUGCAGAAGCAAUGGUGUUCAUGGUGCACUGCGCUUACCAGCCAGGAGGAGCCGGAGAAAAAGCGCAUCUUUUGCAGUUCCUCACGGUGCCGGAGACGGGCAAUGGCUUGGAGAAUACUCUCCUUUUGGCCCGAAAGUGGAUCCGCUUGUUUCGUCGGGGUCGCGAGUUGCAGGUGGUUCUUCCUGAUCCCAGUUUGCUUUGCAGAGGGCUUGACAAGCUGGUGAGUGCUACCUUUUCAGGCAACAAGCAUCCCUCGGCGUCCUUCAGGAUUGCUUCCUUCAGGCUGGAAAGGCAGCUUGAGUACCGAGCAACAGCGGUGGACAUUGAAGAUUACGCCUAUCUCAUCCUCGGUGAGUUGGAGGCGGCUCAGCUUGCCCAGCCCCUUUCGUCCCAGCCUAAGGUGGCCCGUCUUGACGAUCACUCCAGCACCGUGGAUGACAAGGACAAGGACAAGGACAAGGGCAAGGGCAAGGCAAAAGGAAAGAG